Cervus elaphus (red deer) is the source of this 1122-nucleotide messenger RNA. RefSeq names its product KIAA1143 ortholog. Lineage: Eukaryota; Metazoa; Chordata; Mammalia; Artiodactyla; Cervidae. The transcript has 3 exons. The record is from RefSeq and is a predicted model, not a curated record. Bases 65 to 535 code for a protein of 156 amino acids.
AGGCGCCGUCGCCUCUGUACAUCCUCCAGGCUCUCGGGAAGGCCUGUUUUCCCCCAGAGCUGCUAUGAGCAAGCGGAACCAGGUAUCGUAUGUGCGGCCAGCCGAGCCGGCCUUCCUGGCCCGCUUCAAGGAACGGGUCGGCUACAAGGAAGGGCCCACCGUAGAAACCAAGAGAAUCCAGCCUCAGCUCCCAGAAGAAGAUGGUGAUCACAGUGACAAAGAAGAUGAACAGCCCCAAGUGGUGGUUUUAAAAAAGGGAGAUCUGUCAGCUGAAGAAGUCAUGAAAAUUAAGGCAGAAAUAAAGGCUGCCAAAGCAGAUGAAGAACCAGCUUCAGCUGAUGGAAGAAUUAUGUAUCGAAAACCAGUCAAGCGUUCCUCAGAUGAAAAAUAUUCGGGUUUAUCAGCAAGCUCAAAAAAGAAAAAGGCAAAAGAAGAAGAUGAAAUAAAUAAGCAGGACUCAGUUAAAAAGAACUCACAAAAGCAAAUCAAAAACAGUAGCCUCCUUUCUUUUGACAAUGAAGAUGAAAAUGAAUAAAUACAUAUUUUGGACUCCUUUAAGGAUAUAUGGGAUUUUUAAAAAAUAAUGUCUUUUUUCCUAUUAUAAAGUAAUAUAAAUUCAUUGAAGAAAAUUUAGAAAAUUCAGAAAACAUUCAGCAAGAUAAAAGCUGUAUCUAUCCAUCAAUACCCCUUUGACCUGAACUGCUAAUUCUCUAACAUUAACUACCACUAACAUUUUAUUUCCUGAUGUGGGAUGUGUGUGUAAAUUAUAUUUUUGUAACCAAAUUUUUGCUGUAUUCUGUAUGUUCUCUGUCCUGCUUCUCACUUGACGUUGUAUCAUGAGCAUUUUUCCAGGUCAGUAAAAUUCAAAAUCCUGACACUAAUAGCUACAGAGGAUUUUGUAAUUAAACAGGUCCCAUGUUUGAUCUUCCUCUUCAGCAGAACCUCACUUUGGAUGAGGGAAAUGAUCAUGGGCCUAGUUACCAGUUCUUCCCCAGCUCCUAAGAACAGCCUUAUGACAGCUCUGAUAAAGAGAUACAAGUAGGUCUUGAACAAGGAUCUAAUACAGGGGACCAUGAUAACAGUCAUCAUGUAUCACAUGGUGACUAUAGUUGUUACAUGAUU